Trichoderma virens Gv29-8 is the source of this 1335-nucleotide messenger RNA. RefSeq lists its product as uncharacterized. The transcript is spliced from 6 exons. The record is from RefSeq and is a predicted model, not a curated record. Lineage: Eukaryota; Fungi; Ascomycota; Sordariomycetes; Hypocreales; Hypocreaceae. The coding region runs from base 1 to 1335 and encodes 444 amino acids.
AUGACGCAGACAACAACAGCCGCCCCGGCGGCAAAGACGCAACUCAUAUACCUCAUCCUUCUAUCUGUAUUAUUUAAGACUGACAACCUUGCAGCCCAUCUCACGCUCCACGGCGGCAUCCCCACCUUCAGGGGCCGCGGCCAGAAUGGGACACUGUCCCAAAGACAACUGAGAUACGCUAUCAGAAUGGGUGUAAUUACCCGGAGAGAGGUUUUGCGGCUGAUCCAGCAGCAGCAAAAAAUCCAACAACAAAUGCAACAAAUGCAGGAGCUUCCUGAAGAGCUCCAAUUGGAGGAAGAUGUGGGAGAACCAAUGGAGAUCUCCCAGUUGGAAGGAUUAACUUGGCCGCGCACUUCCGUACCUUCCUGGCCAGCAACCGACUGCAGGCCCAGACUGCCAGCUCUGACCGCCUUGCCGCCUGAAUUGACGGUAGGAUGCCCAUCAUCGAUCAACUUGAGGGUAUUUUACGCAUCUUGUCGGCGCCUACGGCGCGAGAAAGGGCCCAACGAGGCCAAGGCCGUCGCCAAGGCCGAGGAGGAGGCCGAGGAGGCGAGACGUUUGGGGGGGAGGGGGGUGGUGAGAAUCCCCGGAUUCUCCGGCCGCGAUGGCAAUGGCACCCUUUCGCGCUCUCAAGCGUGUACUUUCUUCAACCAAGGCUACGAAACCCUCAUCGCGACCCAGCAAACAGCUCCGGCUGCUACUGCUGCUGCUAUUCUCUUCGCCCCAGCCCCCGCCCCAGCUCCAGCUCCCGCUCACGCUCCGUGGCCCCCGUGGCCCCCGGCCCCGGCCAGCUGCAACAAUAAGACUUUUGCUUUUACCACGAGUGUUAUGAAGAAUAUGCAAAACAAGGAGCAGAAGAAGGAAGAGGGGGAAGAGGAGGAGGGAGUGGACGAGACCGAGGAGGCCCAGAUGAUCGGGGUGGGCAGUGAGAAUCCCCGGAUUCUCAGGCCGCGGUGCCAAUGGCACCCUUUCGCGCGCUUAUCAACUCGGGGACUUCAAGCCCCAAUGGCAACCCAACAAGCAGCCCCGGCUCCUACUCCUGCUCUAGCCCCAGCCCCCACCCCCGCCCCAGCGCCUGCGCCUGCUCCUACUCCUACUCCUGCUCCUGCUCCUACUCCUGCUCCCGCUCCCGCUCCGGCCCCCGUGGUCCCUGGCUCCGGCCAGCAGCAACAGCAGCAGCAACAGCCACCACAGGAUGUGGUGAUGGUUGGGGCCCCGGCCCAAGAAGAAGCGGAAGAAGAAGAAGAAAUCCAAGCCCAAGAAGAAGAGGAAGAGGAAGAGGAGAUUGCUCCCUCCGUUGUGGGGGAGCUAGACAUCGACUUCUCGUUGUCUUAA